Rotaria sp. Silwood2 is the source of this 726-nucleotide messenger RNA. Lineage: Eukaryota; Metazoa; Rotifera; Eurotatoria; Philodinida; Philodinidae. The record is from the annotation of a GenBank genome assembly.
AUGUUCAUUUGGGACCAACAACCAAUUUUUAAUAUCGACUCUCUUUGUUCAUUACGUGCCUACAUUCAUCAUGCAACAAUAGCUGCAAUUCAUCAUUCGUUCAUCUUACAAGCAAUAGAAAAGUAUGCUAAAAUUAAGAGAUUGACAUUUCUAAAUAGUUCUAGUGGUAAAGUGACUAUUGUCCUUUUUCAAUGGAUAUUUGAUGUGACUUUCAGUUUACCUGUCUACUUAACAGACAACAUGCCAAAAUUUCGUACAGAAAACGUAUGUUUUGUCUCAAUAACAAAACCUGCUUUUUUAAUUUGUAUGGCAUCAAUAACAUUUCUUUUAUCAGAUAUUACUCUUUCUGUUCUCUAUCGUCGUCUAGUAAGUCACGUACGUGAAGUUUCAACGAGAGUACAUAGUAGUCAACGACGACUACAAAUGCGUCGUGACUUAGCAAUGGUUCGACGUAUUAUAUUGAUUAAUUCUCAAUUAGCUCUUGUGGACAUACCAGCAAUUAUUUUCAUACUAUUCAGUAUAAUUCGUCCUGAUCUUUCACCAUACAAGUGGAUGCGCCUGUUACUUUUGAGUUUGAACGCAGCAUUAUGUCCUAUGCUCGUUAUUGUUUUCUGGAUAACGCCAAAUCUACGACAAAGUCUUACUAAAUGUGUGAACAAAACAAAGCUGCAUUUACUAAUGAAUGGCAAUCGUGUUAGACCAAUAACAGAACGCCCACGGUUUUAA